UUCUCACUCAGCGGUUAGUUUGCUAGCUAGUCAAAAUAUACUGUGGAAGUUGCAUGCUUCUGAACAUUCAUUCAUUUCUGUGUUUUUUCUGGUUUGUGACAAAGGACAACCACACGAAGGUGGAUAAUCAAGUGAAAGACAGGAACAAGUUUGACCAUUACCUACAAGCAUGUUUAAAAAAUUUGAUGAAAAGGAAAACGUUUCCAACUGUAUUCAGCUGAAGACGUCAGUGAUCAAGGGCAUUAAAAAUCAGCUGUUGGAGCAGUUUCCUGACAUCGACGUAUGGCUCAGUCAAAUAAUGCCAAAGAAAGACCCGGUCAAAAUCGUGAGAUGUCAUGAACAUAUUGAAAUCCUGACCGUGAAUGGAGAGCUCCUCUUCUUCAGACAAAGGGACGGAUUAUUUUAUCCUACCCUCAGACUGCUGCACAAAUUUCCCUUCAUUCUUCCUCAUCAACAAGUUGAUAAAGGUGCCAUUAAGUUUGUCCUAAGUGGAGCUAAUAUCAUGUGCCCAGGACUGACGUCUCCUGGAGCCAAACUGUACCCCGCUGCGGCGGAGACCGUCUGUGCCAUAAUGGCAGAGGGCAAGCAGUAUGCACUAUGUGUUGGAGUGAUGAAGAUGUCUGCAGAUGACAUAGGAAAGGUCAACAAAGGGAUCGGAAUUGAAAAUGUUCACUAUCUCAAUGACGGACUGUGGCACAUGAAGACGUACAAGUGACAUCAUCAGACGAACGAUAUGCACUCUGAAUAGUGAGCACCAGGCAGCCCACCUACUGUUAAACGAACGGACUUCACCUUCUACCCAACUGGAUACUUUGAAACCAAUCCCCACGGUCAUGUACAAAUAAAGCCUUCAUUCAAGUUA
This is a messenger RNA of Clupea harengus (Atlantic herring), 862 nucleotides long. RefSeq names its product MCTS1 re-initiation and release factor (gene mcts1). Gene Ontology annotation, biological process: formation of translation preinitiation complex. Gene Ontology annotation, molecular function: RNA binding. Lineage: Eukaryota; Metazoa; Chordata; Actinopteri; Clupeiformes; Clupeidae. The record is from RefSeq and is a predicted model, not a curated record.